Molecule: messenger RNA, 1730 nt
Organism: Pectinophora gossypiella (pink bollworm)
Lineage: Eukaryota; Metazoa; Arthropoda; Insecta; Lepidoptera; Gelechiidae
Exons: 4
Coding region: 151-840 (229 amino acids)
Source: RefSeq, a predicted model, not a curated record
UGGCCACGAUACGAUCUCAGGCAGCGCGCAGUCGGAGUUGGUGCGCCCGCUCGGUCGGCCGCUAUUGAACCGGACGUCAGACGCCGGACGCCGGACGGCGGCGAUCAUCCGACACCUCUCCCGAAUGGCAGCUCCAUCGACAUAACGACCAUGGGCUGCACAAGCAGCGCUCCAAACAUGACUCCCUCGCUCUCGCAUUCAGAGAAAGACCUGAAGUUUUUAGACGAAGCAGACGAGAAACAAAUGAAAGAAGGCGAAGAAAAAGAAGUCAAUCACGAGAAAGGAAAAGAGUCAAACGGAAUUCAGGUGCUUCCUACGUGUGAUACAUUAGGCGACUCUACGCAAUUAGAUAGACAUAUCAAAUCACUUGUAAAUACUACGUCCACUGCGGAUCUCCAACAAGAUUCACAUAUGAACAGGCAUGUUGUGGAACAUGACAAUGAAAAUGCAAGGAAGGACACGGGUAAUUCAAACGCAGAUACAAUCGUGGAUUUACAAACGGAGGAAAAGUUGUCGAAAUUAGAGGAAGUUGUUGAAAAAGUUGUAGAACUGUACGUAGAAAACGGAUACGAAACGAAACUUACAAUUAGUGAGCCGGCUACUACUGAAGAUAUACUAGUAAAGACAGAUGAAAGUAAACAAGAAGCAGCAAGUGAGAAACGAGAACAUGCUGAUGAAAACAAAGAAGCCGAGGAGGAGACUGAAGAAGUUGCCAGUCCGAGCCAGUCGGAAAGCAGCCGCGCGACCCGCUGGGAGGCCCUCGCGGACAUUGCCGCCGAGCUGCCACCCUCGCUCGCUGUAGACCCCGUCACCGGACAAAUAUAUGCACUCUCUAAAUAAACCACCAAAUAAAUAUAAUACUGCGAAUUCUCUAUUACGUCAAUGUAAAACAUUGAGCGGUUCACGCCAAAUGCUGGAAUAGGGUCGCAUGACCUCACGGAUUGUGUGGCUAAAGAAACAUGAUGAAAGAUAACAAUUGAAAAUUGUGAUGUCUUAAGAGUAUUUCAAACAAAGUUCAAAUUAAAGUUAUUAUUACUUUUAAUUAUUAAAGUAUUCAAAUAAAUCUUAAAUACAAUUUGAUAUCUAUAACAUAGUUUCAACUUUUAACAUUGAUCAUGCCCACGCCAUUUUCAUCAGUUGUGCCACCAAACACAACAACACACAAUGCAGACUGUAACAUGCUGUUCCAAGCAGUCUCCACCCACUUGUCAAUAGUUUUCAUUUGUUCACAUUCAUUUUCACUGUUAACUUCAAGCUUUAAAUGUGCCAUAACAAAAUUAUAUUCUGUGGCAGCUUCAGAAAGUCUUGAUAUCACCUCUUCUGCUCCAUCAACAGUGUUUAAUUUAACUUUCUUUGGCUUGUUUUUCUUGAACUGAGCACUUAAACUUUCUUUGGCCUGUGUUAGGUAUGUAUGAUAAUCUCCUGUAAUAUCAUCACACCCAAUAACUAAUGAAGUUUUCUUCUGUUCAAUCAUAUGAUUAAAUAUUGACAAAGCAACUUCUGGUUUUGUUUCCAAUUUGUUAACAAUAUUUUGUUUGUAUUGUUGUCUGUUUGUGUGAACAGCAUCUCCAAAUUCCAUGCUUCUACUAAGUUUCAACUGCACCAAUUUCAAAGAUGUAACAGAGUCCUCUACAGAGCAAUGGCCAUUCUUUCCUGAUUGAAUGUCUUCAUUCAGGAACUCUUUAGCUAAAGCCUUAAGUUUAGGUUUGCGAGUUCUUUCACCAGUAAAA